Symbiodinium sp. CCMP2456 is the source of this 774-nucleotide messenger RNA. The record is from the annotation of a GenBank genome assembly. NCBI's taxonomy places the organism in Eukaryota, Dinophyceae, Suessiales, Symbiodiniaceae.
GAGCUGUACCUGCGGCUGCCGGAGCUACAGGCUGCCUUGGCUCUUCAAGAGGACGCUCGCAGCUUCUUGCAGUUGAUAGCAGCCUUUGCACUGGAAACUGCCGAAGAUGUCAGAGACGAAGGUUUCAGUGGAGAUCCUGAGCUCUUGUUCCACUGCUUGGACAGCUUCCGCUAUGCCGCGCUGGUUUCCUCGCUAGUCGAGGAGUUUUCUGCGUUCAACGCAGCACGGCGCUACAAGUGGCUCCGCCUUGCACUCUUCCGUGUCGGCCUGGCUGUUACAGCCGCCGCUUUCGCCGGCAAAACCGCGCCCCAAGGAGGUCUUGGCGAUGUGUUGGCUUUACGAUUCCUGCAGGAGGAGCGGGGUGUGGCAGCUUUCGUGGAUUUGGCUCGAAGACCGGUGCCGAGGAUCCAUCCAACGGUUCACAUCGCCCUGAAAGAGCUCACCAGCUUGCUGUGCUUGGAGUUCAGCUCUGCGCCAUCCGAUGAGCAGCUGAACCUCUUCCAGCAGUCGGGCCUACUUGGCCUCGCAGGUGGCAUCGGCUCACCAGAGACGCGGCUGCUUCGGCGGCUCAGCGAGCAAAAUGGCCUCGCGCAUGCCGGCACGUGCAGGGCUUCCAUUCACUUUGGGCUUCUUGGACGGUUGGGCCGUGCUCCCCGUCCACCCGGAGAGGGUCAUGGAGGAGCUUCGGCUGUCGUUGGAGGUGUUGAGACGACCUUCCGUAUCAGCCGUGUCCAUGCGGCACAAGCUGCUUGCCAUGGGUCUGCCUGGGUUUAG